Lindgomyces ingoldianus is the source of this 1460-nucleotide messenger RNA. RefSeq names its product Clavaminate synthase-like protein. The coding region runs from base 158 to 1177 and encodes 339 amino acids. The record is from RefSeq and is a predicted model, not a curated record. Lineage: Eukaryota; Fungi; Ascomycota; Dothideomycetes; Pleosporales; Lindgomycetaceae. Gene Ontology annotation, molecular function: dioxygenase activity. The transcript has a single exon.
GUAGUCUCGCCGAGGCCUGAUGGCAGACUUUGCACAGGCGCGCAUAAGUUGUCUAUGAAUUAGCUACCAUGAUCAAGUAUCAUGUUCAUCACGAGUACUAUCAGCAUCUAAUACCCGAUUUGCCCUUCACUCCCGAUCUUUAUCUCCAAUUCCAGACAUGGCUGCCAAGGCCAAAGCAUCGCCUCUGCUCACUCUCCCGACUAUUCGUCUCAACCACCUCCGAUCCGGAGAUGCUGCCGAGAGCAAGAAAUUGAUUGGCGCCUGCCGGAACUGUGGCUUCUUCUAUCUUGACUUGAGUAGCGAUGAUAUCCUGUGUCGGCAGUGGGAGGAGAUGCUUGCUUCAAUGAAGGACUAUUUCGGACAGCCGCUCGAUGUCAAGAUGCAGGACGCGCGUCAGAGCGAUAACUACGGAUACGAGCCUCAAGGAACCCAGGUAGGCCCCUGGCCAGAAACUGUCGACGGAUACGAAACCCUCAAGAUAUCGCGCCGGGAGUUUCUCAAAGGCUCGACCGACCUCACAACAGCGUCAGCGCUGGCUAAGACGGAGUUAUUCUUCAGCUUCUCACGCAAGGCGCACGAAGUUACGAUGAUAAUACUACAGAGGCUCUCUGACGAGAUGGGCCUCGCGGGUGACGACCGUUUUGAAGCCUUCCACAACGACACAAUCCCGUCACUCACCAACCUUACGCUGUUGCGAUACCCGAAGCACAACGAGCUGAAGGGAAGCAGCGUGGGUCACAACAAGCACACCGACAUUGGCUCACUCACCUUUUUGCUUGCUGAACAGUGGGGCCUUCAGGCCCUCUCGCCGGAUCAGGAGACCUGGGGUUUUGUUGAGCCUCGUAGCAAGCACGCCGUCAUCAAUGUUGGCGACAGCUUGCGUUUCUCUUCCAUGGGACAGCUUCUUUCGGCAGUGCACCGCGUUAUUCCGAUACAUGAGAAGCAGGACGAAGAUCGUUACAGCGUUGCUUACUUCCUGCGCAGAGGUAACGAUACUCUGUUCCGCGACGGCACCGGAACGAUUUGGACAGCGAAAGAAUGGCACGACUUCAAGUUCAAUGCUUUCCGCGCCCCUACCUCGCCUAUGCAGGUGUUGACGGGAAUGAUGGAAAAGAACGAUGUGCAUGUUGGCUAUAUAGAGAAGACUGGAGCGGCGGACGGCGAUUGCUAUUGGUGAUGCGCCUAUCUCCCUUAAUCUAUCUCCCUGCGACUGCUGCGGGUCAGGCCUUGUUUGUCUUAAUUGGGCAUCGCGCUGGAUCCGACCCCCUUUUUGCUCCUCUUUUUGGCCUAGAUCGGUGGACUUGACCAUGGCGCCACCUAUUACAGUCUUACUCUAUCCGAUAUAUAGCCACGGAUCGCUGGCUUUCCGUAACCCUAACUUCCUUAUUCCGUUUAGCGCGUCGGCUAAGCGAGCAGCGAACGACUGGAAUCCGUCAAACAGAACCCCUGGAAUCCGUCCC